This is a messenger RNA of Lipotes vexillifer (Yangtze River dolphin), 1805 nucleotides long. RefSeq names its product mannose phosphate isomerase (gene MPI). Gene Ontology annotation, molecular function: mannose-6-phosphate isomerase activity; zinc ion binding. The record is from RefSeq and is a predicted model, not a curated record. Gene Ontology annotation, cellular component: cytosol. Gene Ontology annotation, biological process: carbohydrate metabolic process; GDP-mannose biosynthetic process. Lineage: Eukaryota; Metazoa; Chordata; Mammalia; Artiodactyla; Lipotidae. The transcript has 8 exons. Bases 19 to 1284 code for a protein of 421 amino acids.
AGGGCUGGUGCCGCGAAGAUGGCCGCUCAGAGAGUAUUCCCACUUUCCUGUGUGGUGCAGCAGUAUGCCUGGGGGAAGAUGGGCUCCAACAGUGAAGUGGCUCGGCUGCUGGCUAGCAGUGACCCACUGGCCCAGAUCUCAGAGGACAAACCAUAUGCAGAGCUGUGGAUGGGGACCCACCCCCGGGGAGAUGCCAAGAUCCUUGACAACAGCAUCUUGCAGAAGACCCUAGGCCAGUGGAUUGCUGAGAACCAGGACUGCCUGGGUUCGAAGGUCAAGGACACCUUUAAUGGCAAGCUGCCCUUUCUCUUCAAAGUGCUCUCAGUCGAAACAGCCCUGUCUAUCCAGGCACACCCUAACAAGGAGCUGGCAGAGAAGCUGCACCUCCAGGCUCCACAGCACUACCCCGAUGCCAACCAUAAGCCAGAGAUGGCCAUUGCCCUCACCCCCUUCCAGGGCUUAUGUGGCUUCCGGCCAGUUGAGGAGAUUGUGACCUUUCUGACAAAGGUGCCCGAGUUCCAGUUUCUAAUUGGAGAUAAUGCAGCAACACAGCUGAAGCAGAGCCUGAGCCGUGACUCCCAGGCUGUGGCCUCUGCUCUGCAGAGCUGUUUCUCCCACCUGAUGAAGAGUGAGAAGAAGGUAGUGGUGGAGCAGCUCAACCUGUUGGUGAAGCGGAUCUCCCAGCAAGUGGCUGCUGGAAACAACAUGGAGGACAUCUAUGGGGAACUCUUGCUGCAGCUGCACCAGCAGUACCCAGGUGAUAUCGGAUGCUUUGCCAUCUACUUCCUGAACCUGCUUACCCUGAAGCCGGGGGAGGCCAUGUUUCUGGAGGCCAACGUGCCCCAUGCCUACCUGAAAGGAGACUGCGUGGAGUGCAUGGCAUGUUCGGACAACACGGUGCGUGCUGGCCUGACACCCAAGUUCAUCGAUGUGCCAACUUUGUGUGAAAUGCUCAGCUAUAUCCCCAGCCAGGACAGGCUCUUUCCUCCAGCAUGGAGUCAGGAAGACCCCUACCUCUCUAUCUAUGAUCCUCCUGUGCCAGACUUCACCGUUAUGAAGAUGGAGGUGCCUGGCUCCGUCACUGAAUAUAGGGUCUUGGCACUGGACUCUGCAAGUAUCCUCCUGAUGGUGCAGGGGACAGUCACAGCCAGCACCCGCACAGCUCAGGCCACAAUCUCCCUGAAGCGUGGAGGGGUGCUCUUCAUUGGGGCCAAUGAGAGUGUCUCACUGAAGCUCACGCUGCCUGAGGACCUGCUGAUGUUCCGUGCCUGCUGCCUGCUGUAGAGGCCACAGCCUUCCUGGCUCUUCUCUGCCAGUCACCCUACAUCCUGGCCAGCCUCACCUCCUCAGGCCCAGCCCAAAUCCCUUCAGGCCCAGCCCAAAUCCCUUCCCUGUUCCGGGCUCUUUGGGUAUACCCUGAAAGAGCUGGGGUAGAAGAGCUUGAAGUCAGUGACUCCUGAGCAGGCCUAGGCUGAACCAUCUUCUUCCUGGUAGGAGGGGCCCACGUGAGAACUGAGGGCUGAUACUCCCCUUGUAUUCUUGCCACCCUUGAGCCAGGCUCUCCUCAAUACACGAAGCUGCAGCUGUUCCAGCCUAUAGCAUUAGGCAGGGUGGUGAAAUCUAUGAUUAGCUCAGUAUCAGUCACGGCAAGAUAGGUAAUUAAUUUGGGAGUACAGGGUUCUGGCCCCGGGACUGCCCAUUUCCUCAGUGCAGAGAAGGAGGGAAAAGGGUAGGCCUGUGGACUAGUGUUGCUGUGUCAAAGCAAUUAAAGAUCACCUGUGUUGAGGCCUGUGGGCUAAAGAGCA